Molecule: messenger RNA, 3348 nt
Organism: Xiphophorus couchianus (Monterrey platyfish)
Lineage: Eukaryota; Metazoa; Chordata; Actinopteri; Cyprinodontiformes; Poeciliidae
Gene: vgll2a
Product: vestigial-like family member 2a
Biological process (GO): regulation of DNA-templated transcription
Cellular component (GO): nucleus
Source: RefSeq, a predicted model, not a curated record
CCAUUAAGGCAGAGGUGGAGCUCUGGCUCCUGAUUGGUGGGUGUGUGCGCGUGCUGUGGGAAGUGGAGGGGCCGUGGGGUCGCUCCUUGUCGGGUCCGGGCUGCAGUACUGCGCGUAAGGAGCGCAGAGCGCGCAGAGGAGUUGAGCACCGGCUUGGACUUUACCGAUUCUGUCUCUCCGUCCGACCUGAGCGUCUCGAUGACGCUUGGUUCUUCUUCGUGAGUUGUUCGCCAUGAACUGCCUGGAUGUGAUGUACCAAGUGUUUGGUCCUCAGCCUUAUUUCAGCUCCUACAGCCCCUACCACCACCAGAAGCUGGCUUUCUACUCCAAAAUGGAAAACCCCCAGGAGCUCAGCAGCCGACUCGGCCCCUCGGGGCCGCCGGCCAUCAAAGAGGAGGACAAGGAGCUGCCGCCGGGCGCCGAGUACCUGAGCUCCCGCUGCGUCCUGUUCACCUACUACCAGGGCGACAUCAGCACGGUGGUGGACGAGCAUUUCAGCCGAGCCCUCAGCCAGACGAGCGCGUACCCGACGCCCAGCGGGAACAAGGCGCCCAGAGACGGCUCCUUCCCCAUGAGUCAGAGGAGUUUCCCUCCAUCGUUCUGGAACAGCUCCUACCAGCCGGCGGUCUCCUCCACGCUGGGCGGCGCUCUGUCCGCCCCCCAUGCAGACAUCUCCUUCCCCGCCGACCCCUACUCCUCCAGCUCCCUGCACAGCCACCUCCACCAGCCCAGCCCCGACACCUGGCACCCGUCGCACCACCACCAUCACCACCACCACCCUUAUUCGCUAGGGGGCGCCAUUAACGCUCAGAGCUCCGCCUACUCUCGCCCAGGCGUCCACGAGAUGUACGGCGCGGCGUUCGACCCGAGGUACGGCUCCCUGCUGGUGCCGUCGGUGAGGUCGCACCACCGGCUGUCGUCGGGCAGCUCGGUGCCGGGGCCCAGCACCUCACCCUGCGACCUCGGCGGGAAGGGGGAGUCGGGGACGGGGUCGGCCUGGAGCGGCGCCUUCGCCGGAACUGGAGCGGAGAUCGGACUCAACAUAGACACAGCUCUGUGCUACAGUGGACUGUGCAGCAGCGGCGGCGGCGGCAGCAACUGCAGCCCUGCUGAGCUGAAUGCCGACAGCGUGGAUGCUAAGCAAGCGUGGAUUCAGAAAGCCAGGAGGGAAACCGAUCUGAACGGAUACGGACAAAGACAAAAGCCUCUGUGCUUCUGUGACAGGGAGGGACUACAUUCCUGAGCUGGGAAAAAAAAGAAACGUCCGGAGGGACAGACGGACAGAAACACAUGUGGGUUUCGCACUCGAAAGACUUGGCAGACCCUUCCUUACUGGGAGUGUGUUAUGGCUAUGCUGGUGUUCAGGACGGACCUGGCAGACGAUGAAAGCAGGAAUAGUCUGGACACUUUGGGGGGAAUCGCGUUCCGACUGGACAUAUCAGCUCAGAAACAAAAAUCAGGAUUUUUUGGACCUUAACUGAUUUCUGAAGCAUUUUAGCUGCAACAUCAAACCUCAUCCACAUCCAAACCGUAACGAAGGUUUGAAAACGGCAUCAAGGCGAAGCAUGCUAACUGUAAAUCCUGUUUUAUGAGUGUACAGUCACAUUGUCCUUAAAGGUAUUGCACAAAGUGAAUAAAUUUCAAGUCUACAGAUUCAGAAAGGAUCGCAGCGAACAAGGUUUUAUUUUUUAUUUAGAAAUCAAGCUUUUGACAGAACGCAGUUUCCUGGUUGACAAUAAAAAUAUUUAUGUUGUAAUUAUUUUAAAGUCAGACAAAGCGGGAUACUGUUGAGUUUAAAUAUGGCUUUAAGUUAAAAGUAUGUCAGCCGAUAUACAGUACAGUACCUAUGAAACGUAUUCAUACUAUUGGAGGUUUUAACUUUUUUAUAACUGUUCAUAAUUUUUUUUAUUUUUUAACCCUUUAAUGUCAAAGUGAAAUCAGAUUUUUACCAAAUAAUAACAAACAGAUGAAAACUAUUUAACGUUAACAUAAAUAUUCUCUUUUAAAGUUAAUCAACAGAGGUCCAUCCAUUUGAAGUCUCACAAUCAGUGGAAUGGAGAUCAUCUGAGUCACGUUUAAGGUCCAAUCGCUGGUUAAUCACUAUUUAAUUGAUCAUGAUUGAUGUGUAACAGCAAUAAAAGGGCAAAACAUUUAUUAUUUUUAAUUAUCUGGAAAGUACUUUUAGUUAUAUUCGUAUAUUUUUAUUUGUGUAGUUGCAAAUUAAGCCAAAAGUCUGAAGUACCUGUCCGAUAAAUCGCUGAUGAUGUUCUGAUUUCUUUUGUGCUCUGAAAUAUAAUUUAGAAAUUUAGCUUUGAUUUCUUGAAUAUACUCAGAAUUCCUCAAAAAAUAUAAUUAUAUUUACUUUUUUUUAUGAUUUAAAAUUAUUUGAAGUUGAGCUGUGAAGAUAAAAUCUCUACGAUUUACCCACCAGUGUAAAGCAAAAUAAGAAAACUGUCAAUAAAAGUAAAAUCAUCACUAAGUUCAAACUAAAUAUUUCAUAUCAUCACCUUCCAAAAAUAAUGGCAUAAGUCAUUUUUGCCAAAAGUUAUUUUUUUGGUUGUUUGUUUUUUUGCCUAAAUCAUCUUUCAACAAAAAAGUGGUGAUUUUUGCAAAAAGAAGAAUCACUUUGGCGAUGAUAUGUCAACACACUCAGUUAUUACACACAAGCUCCUUAUUUGGUACCAAUUGAGACGGAGAACAGGCACAAGGGGAGGACCAGAGCAGAAUCUGGAGCUGUUCUUAUUUUAUAUGCAAAUAUCACAUAAUUUCAUUUCAGUUGUUCAUCCUGCCUUCUGCUGAGUGUCUGCUACACAGCGGUUUGUUAGCUAAUCCAUGUCUCCUGUUGCCUAUUUGACCCUAAUGUGUGUGUGAUGUCAUUGUGAUGUCAUCUGAACCCACCCACUACAUGUCUCUGUGAACAUCUGCACCCACCUGACACGUAAAGAGACGCAACUUUCACCUGUAGUUUCUAAAACGCGCCACAGUUUGAUGUAAAAAUGGCUGAUAAGGAUACGGCAAGUCAGUACGUCACAUAAUGUCGCAUUUACAUCAUCUGAUAGGAUCUAAUUGGCUCACUGAAAUAUGUGGUGAAUGUAAUAAUCUCACAAGACACUAAUUAUCCCCAGCUGCUUCAAUAAGUAGCACCUGGUGGUGAUUUUAUUUCUCUGAAUGCAAAACACGUCGACCUCAUUCUCACCUCAUUCUUUCUAGUUUGCGAUCAAAGGUGCUGAUUGGUUGAUUGAAGAAGAAAUGGAGAAAAAAGUGACUUCUCAUUGAGAGGAAUUGUUCAAAUUGGGGGGGGAAAGUAAAUGUUAAUUAGGCCAAAAUUAUGGAAGAGGAUAAGGGCCA